GUUUACCGGAGUUUUGAAUCGGUGACCACAGGAAUUCUCAAUGGCGUCUACAGAAGGGAAGAAAGAAGUAAAGAUGAUUUCAAAUCUGUCCAACCAAGUACUUCUUCAGUACGAAAGCCUCCAAAAAGAACAUGAGAAAAUCAAAAAGGAGUGUAAACAAAUACAAGAGGAAAGAGAUGAGGCCUUACAGAAUCUAAAGGAAUUUAAACAAGUGUCUCACAGGGUGAUCGAGGAGGUGAACAACAUUCAGGAGAAUCUAGAGAUCGAAAAGACAUGCAGACAGAGUGUAGAGGCUUUGGCCUCCAAUUUGAACAGACAGAACCGCUCUCUGAAGAGGAAAAGUAUGCUCUAUAUAUCCAGUCUUAAUGCCAAUGUUGUUGCUGAGAUAAAUCUUGAUGAUGAAGAAGAUGAAGAUCCACAGGAGGAGGAAUUAGGUCUCUGUAGCUCCUCCCACUGUCAGCUCAUCAUCACAGAGCUGAGGGAUAAACAAGAGGUGAUCCUGGCAGAGAAGAAGCACAUAGCGAUUGAUCUGGAGAAGACAAGAGAACAGCUUUGCCAGACUAGACAGGAACUGCUGAAAGAGAAACAUGAUAAUACUGUUUUGAUUGCUGAAACGUUCCAACAAAAGAAGCUGUUGGGAAAAUACAACAGAGUGUCUCAGUAUGCUCUGGUGGAGUUUGAGUCCUUGCAAGAGGGUCUAAAGCUUGAGAAGGACCUACGUUCUGAAGCAGAGAAGUUUGCGCAUGAGGUGAAGGCUCUGGAAGUACAGGUAAAUGGCAUUGAGUUAAUGAAGCAGCUGACAACUUUACAGAAACAAACCGAACUGCUAGAGGAGGAGAGAAAAGAAUGGCAGCACAAAUACACUAAAGCUGAAACCGAGAACAAAGACCUCAGAUUUUCAGUGGAGGAACUGAAGAAGAAACUUCAGCAGGCCUCCGACCCACCAUCAGCUGCCCCAGUGCCACCUCCUCCACCACCGCCACCUCCUCCACCUUCUGCUACCUCAAGCAACCCACUCAGCUCAUUAUUGUCUUUACUCCGGAAGAAAAAAGAUGUCAACACUGAAAUUCCAUUAGUAGAGAAGGACUCCUCUGACAAAAGCGCAGAGAAGGACGUUAGACAGCAGGCUGUUGAUGAGAUGAUGCUGCGAAUCAAAAAAGGCGUUCAACUCCGGCCUGUUUCCCAGACAACCAACAGAGCCCGAAAGAACAGACACCAUCAAAUUCUGCCAUACAAGAACUUCAGGGAAUCCUGGUGGCGAUAUGCACGAAGAAUGUGAAUCCCCAAAAAUAAAAGAACAAGAAAGUGAAAGUUGAGUUUUAUGUUCUGGCCACCAUUCACUUGUAUUGUAUGGACCUACAGAGAUGAGAUCUUCUUCCAAAAAACUUUAUUUGUGUACAUUGUACUUGUGUUCAGUAGAAGAAAGUCAUGCACAUCUAAGAUGGAGAGGUGAACUACCCCUGUAAUGCACUCCAGAACUAAAUGAACCAAACUCUGUAAAGCAUCCCAGCCCCUCCCCCUCAUCUGGGACAGGGCCUCCUUCUGCAUCACCAAAGUCAGAGCUAGAGAAAGCCCUGCACAGACGGAGGCAAGCGUUAAAGACUACACAGAAUAACACGACUCCCAAUAGUUUUUUGGAUGUGACCCAGAUUAAUCAGACCCAGCCAGAAACAGGCCAGAGCACAAGGGACCAGGACACACAGCUCAACAACCACAAAUUGCACUGACCAACCCAAAACCGCAAAGGAUUGCAUUGGUUGUGGAAAUCUGGAGCACAAUGAAUGGAAAUGUUGGAAGGAAGAAAAAAAUACUGAUCUUGCAUACAAAUUUACACACACCAGGAUGAGGAUUUAAUGAAAAAUGCAUGGCCAUUUCAUAUAGAAAUAAUUAUUAUAU
Messenger RNA from Xyrauchen texanus (razorback sucker), 1896 nucleotides. RefSeq names its product shootin-1-like. The coding region runs from base 41 to 1279 and encodes 412 amino acids. The transcript is spliced from 18 exons. The record is from RefSeq and is a predicted model, not a curated record. NCBI's taxonomy places the organism in Eukaryota, Metazoa, Chordata, Actinopteri, Cypriniformes, Catostomidae.